Messenger RNA from Macrobrachium nipponense, 1741 nucleotides. RefSeq names its product sideroflexin-1-like (gene Sfxn1-3). Gene Ontology annotation, molecular function: monoatomic ion transmembrane transporter activity. The coding region runs from base 565 to 1518 and encodes 317 amino acids. The record is from RefSeq and is a predicted model, not a curated record. The transcript has 9 exons. Gene Ontology annotation, cellular component: mitochondrial inner membrane. NCBI's taxonomy places the organism in Eukaryota, Metazoa, Arthropoda, Malacostraca, Decapoda, Palaemonidae. Gene Ontology annotation, biological process: monoatomic ion transport; serine import into mitochondrion.
GUGUCCCUAGCAGACGAUAAUCGAGUAUUUUGCCGUGUUCAAUGUGCUUAUCGUCAAAUUUUCAAGAAUAUGUGAAAAUUAAAGGCUAUCCACUUUAAGAAAUCAUGCUUCAUGUUAGAAUGUAUUUAAUCUAAAUCACAAAAAGUGUAUAUUUAGCAAUAUCGAAUCGAGUGAAAAAAUUGACAUACCGUACUACCAUAGCUUAAAUUAGAAAGAACGAUACCACCAGUCUAUGCUCUUCAGUAUUGUAUUAUUUAAUCUCUCGCAUUCUUCUCUGAUCUGGACAUAUCUCGAUUGUGCGAGAACAAGUUUCUCUUGCCGACGGUGACAACGUGUAAAAACCACGGCAAAAGAAACUAUUGCACCAACCCUGCUGUUAUUAUAGGCCUCUGGUCACGUUCUUCGCCAUCAAGUAACAUCUGUGUCUCGGUUAUUGCGAAUCCUGCGAGGCUGCGACUAGUAUAGGGUAGUAGCUAUUUAUAGUAGUAAGCAAGCAAUCGAAAGGGAAGAUACCACUCUACCUAUAGCUACUAGUCCCACAAGUAUCGCCAAGUUUGCGUCAUAAUGAAUCGUGUAAACAUAGAUGAACCCCGUUGGGACCAAGGAACUUAUGUGGGCAGAGCAAAGCAUUUCUUCACAAUUACAAAUCCAUUGAAUUUACUCUGCACACCAGCACAGCUUGAUGAAGCAAAAAUUGUUGUUGACAAAUACAGGGGAGGAGAGGAUGUCAAUCUAGGUGAAGAUGAGCUGUGGAGGGCCAAGAAUAUUUAUGAUUCAGCCUUUCAUCCAGACACUGGGGAGAAGAUGACCCUCAUUGGCCGAAUGUCUGCUCAGGUACCCAUGAAUAUGACAAUCACAGGGUGCAUGCUUACGUUUUACAAAACUACUCCAGCUGUAGUAUUUUGGCAAUGGAUUAACCAGUCUUUCAAUGCCAUUGUUAACUACACAAAUCGUUCUGGAGAUUCCCCAGUAUCUGUUCAACAGCUUGGGACCUCAUACGUACUAGCAACUGGUGGUGCUCUGGCUACUGCUCUAGGCCUUAACAGCCUUGUAAAGUCUAUGCCUCCACUAAUUGGUCGAUUGGUCCCAUUCACUGCAGUUGCUGCUGCUAACUGUGUAAAUAUUCCAAUGAUGAGGAUGAGAGAAUGGCGUGAAACAGGUGUCACCCUAAUGGAUGAAGACAACAACGUUCUAGGCACCAGUAAGAAAGCUGCUAAGCAAGGUGUGGCCAUGGUCGUCAUUUCAAGAAUUAUGAUGGCUGUGCCAAGUUGUGUACUUCCCCCUAUUUUGAUGAACAUUCUUGAGAAGCGUGGCACUCUGAAACGUAUGCCUUGGAUCGCGGCUCCAUUGCAAGUAGCACUCUGUGGUGUUUGCCUGACAUUUGCUACACCAGCUUGUUGUGCCCUUUUCCCUCAAAAGGCCUCAAUUGCUUUAUCAAGUCUGGAACCAGAAGUCAGUGACAAGAUUCGUAAGCUUCCUAAUGCUCCAGAGAUUGUGUACUACAAUAAAGGUCUCUAGAAGCAGCUUACUAUUAGCUUCAGAUGAAAUUAUAAUUUUCUUUUAACAUCUUCAUGCUGGUGUUAAUUCCAGUAUACUCCCUUCCAUUCUGUUAAUAUUUGUCAUCCAUCAUGGCAGUUUCAAGCUUAUUAGCAACUGUGUAAUUAAAUUAGUGUGGAAACAAUCCUGUUAAUCUUCAACCAUAUGAAUGUAGUCGUAAUUUGGAAAUAUACAUAUUUUCAUA